This is a messenger RNA of Dentiscutata heterogama, 407 nucleotides long. The record is from the annotation of a GenBank genome assembly. NCBI's taxonomy places the organism in Eukaryota, Fungi, Glomeromycota, Glomeromycetes, Diversisporales, Gigasporaceae.
ACAUUUUGGGUUCUUCAGACUCUUUGGGUUCUUCAGGUUCUUUAGGCUUUUUGGGUUCUUUGGGUUCUUCAGGCUCUUCAAGUUUUUUUCUAGAUGCCAUGAAAUUUAAGAAAGAUCUUAGGAAAGGUUACAAAGAAAAUUACAAGGAAGACCGCGAGGAAGAUCACAAGGAAGAUCACAAGAAAGGCCCUGAGGAAGAACACAAAGAAAGUUGCAAAGAAGGCACUGAUAAAGGGUACAAGGAAGGUCACAAAGAAGGCCCCGAGGAAGGUUACAAGGAAGGCCCUGAGACAAAUCUCAAAGAAAGUGUUGCUGAAGAACAAGUUGAAAUAAUAAUAGAAGAUGAAGUUGCUAAGUUAAUAGAUGCAUUUAAAGAUUUUUAUCAAUCUCAUAAACUUAACCUCUAA